CGGCCGCCCUUUUCCAUUAUAAAGCCCAUCUCUAACCCCUCCACUUUCUCAGGCACACAUACUCGGAAUCCAUUGAGUAUCCACACGAGAAGGAAAAGGUCAUGGCUUUCUGUAGACCAUCUUCAACCAUGGUGAUCGUCCUGUUCGUGACGAUAUUCACGCUGUCUUCGGCGUUGGAUAUGUCGAUCAUCGGUUACGACGAGAAUCACGGUGACCGAUCGAGUUGGAGGACCAACGACGAAGUGAUGGCGAUUUACGAGGGGUGGCUCGCGAAGCACGGAAGGGCCUACAACGCCAUCGGGGAGAAGGAGAAGAGGUUCUAUAUCUUCAAGGACAAUCUCCGGUUCAUCGAUGAGCACAACGCCGAGAAGAACCGGACCUACAAGCUCGGGUUGAACCGGUUUGCAGAUCUGACCAACGAGGAGUACCGGACCACGUACCUAGGUGCCAGGUUCAGCUCCAAGAGGAGACUCACGAGGCCAAGCAGCAACCGGUACGAGCCACUUGUCGGCGAUAAGGUACCAGAUUCCGUUGACUGGAGGAAGGAAGGUGCCGUCGUUGAUGUCAAAGAUCAAGGGAGCUGCGGGAGCUGCUGGGCGUUCUCCACGAUUGCUGCUGUGGAAGGGAUAAACAAGAUAGUGACAGGCGAUCUGAUCUCUCUAUCAGAGCAGGAGCUGGUUGACUGUGAUACAUCUUAUAAUGAAGGUUGCAAUGGUGGUCUUAUGGAUUAUGCCUUCGAGUUUAUCAUCAACAAUGGUGGCAUUGACACUGAAGAAGAUUAUCCUUACUACGCUUCUGAUGGCACUUGCGACACAUACCGGAAAAAUGCCCGGGUGGUUACGAUUGAUGACUACGAAGAUGUUCCCGCAAACAAUGAGAAAGCAUUGCAAAAGGCAGUUGCUAGUCAGCCUGUAAGCAUUGCCAUCGAAGGAGGGGGCAGGGAAUUCCAGCUUUAUGAUUCAGGUGUCUUCUCUGGCAAAUGUGGAACAUCACUGGACCAUGGAGUUACUGCUGUUGGGUAUGGCACUGACAAUGGUGUUGAUUACUGGAUUGUGAAAAACUCAUGGGGUGCAAGCUGGGGAGAGGCAGGCUAUAUCAGGAUGGAGCGCAAUCUGGAUGGCGUCUCAACCGGCAAAUGCGGUAUUGCAAUGGAGGCCUCCUACCCUAUCAAGAAAAGCCAAAAUCCCCCAAACCCUGGCCCAUCUCCACCGUCUCCCAUAAAGCCCCCAACUGUCUGUAGCAGCUAUUUCUCCUGUCCAGACAGCAACACCUGCUGCUGUACAUAUGAGUAUGCAGGCUAUUGCCUUUCAUGGGGAUGCUGCCCACUUGACGGUGCCACUUGCUGUGAUGACCAUUACAGUUGCUGCCCGCAUGAUUAUCCUAUCUGUAACACCAAUGACGGGACCUGCAUGAUGAGCAAGGACAACCCAUUGGCAGUGAAGGCACUGAGGCGCACUCCUGCUAAACCUCACUGGGCCUUUGGAAGUGGCAGCAAGAGGAGCAGUGCUUAAGCGGAUGUUCAAGCUGGAAAUGUGACAAGUUGAGGAUGAAAUAAUUAUGGCAGGGUGUUGUUGAUGUUCUCCUUAACUUUAUCCUACUUACUGUAUACCAAUCGUUGGACUGUAUUUUUAAGAUUAUUCAGAAACUGAAUUAUGUAAA
Molecule: messenger RNA, 1659 nt
Organism: Carya illinoinensis
Lineage: Eukaryota; Viridiplantae; Streptophyta; Magnoliopsida; Fagales; Juglandaceae
Product: cysteine proteinase RD21A-like
Exons: 5
Coding region: 102-1511 (469 amino acids)
Cellular component (GO): lysosome
Molecular function (GO): cysteine-type endopeptidase activity
Source: RefSeq, a predicted model, not a curated record